Spirodela intermedia is the source of this 1100-nucleotide messenger RNA. The record is from the annotation of a GenBank genome assembly. Lineage: Eukaryota; Viridiplantae; Streptophyta; Magnoliopsida; Alismatales; Araceae.
AUGGGCGUGCGGGGUGCGAUGCUGGUAAUGGCGGCGGCCGCGCUCGUGUUUCUGGCGGUGGCGCCGGUGGCGGAGUCGGCCAUAUCCUGCGGUCAAGUUUACGGAGAAGUGAGCCCGUGCAUCAACUACGUCCUCUACGGUGGGGUGCCUCCGCCGCAAUGCUGCCAGGGCGUCAGGAAUCUCCUCGUGGCGGCGGUAAGCCGCUCGGACCGCCAGUCAAUAUGCAGGUGCCUCAAGAACGCUGCUCAGGGUAUUUCUGGAAGGACCAUCGAGGCGGCCGCCUCCAUCCCGAGGAAAUGCAAACUCAGCAUCUCUUACAAGAUCAGCCCCACCACCGAUUGUAGCAGGUUCUCUCUCUCUCUCUCUUCUUCCCCCUCCCCAAUACACGCAUCCUGGUCUGCAGGAGCUGACUUUUAUGACGCCGUUUUUUGUCCAGUGUGAGAUGAACUCUGGAACCAGAAUGGAUGGGGAACUCGAAUCCCUUGGCAGACUCACCGAGGUCCGAGGAUAGUCGCCCCCUCCCUCAUCGUAUGGUGUUAGUAGCAGAUGGACGGGUGCCGUCGUCGAGGAGUCGUCUCAGUUUCGGGCAACUAGAGAGCCAGGCCUUCAGCGUUGUGUCCAGGCCUCAUCAAGUCUCUACCUCCGUGGUUUUCAAUGGCGUGGUGUUUGCAGCGGCCAUUCUCCAUCCUCGUAACAGCCCACAAGUUAUCUUACUCUGGAACAAGGUUUAUCUAUGCAUCAAGAGACACCAACCGCGUUAAUUCGCAAGUCCUGGUUUCCAAGUACAGGACCUAAUUAUAAAAGAGAAUGACAGAAAAGAGGAGAGGAGACAAUGGAGGAGGUAGCGCCUUCUUCACAAGUAGGGUCUCAUACUCUCAACCAGGCGUUAUCAUAGGCUUACAUGAGACAAAGCGGUGAAUAGAUGAUUUUUCUUUCUAGACCCGAUUUUGAUAUGCGAAUCGAAAAAUAAGAAUCUUAGUACACUUGUGCAAACUCUGAACGUAUCCAAUAAUCUGCUAUCCUCAACUCCACUCGCUUUAGCAUAUUUGGUUGGUGUUCCUCUUAAACAACGUGACAAAAACAUUGAAAGAGUAAACUAA